Messenger RNA from Daphnia pulicaria, 2608 nucleotides. Its product is annotated as putative ankyrin repeat protein RF_0381. Lineage: Eukaryota; Metazoa; Arthropoda; Branchiopoda; Diplostraca; Daphniidae. The transcript is spliced from 4 exons. Gene Ontology annotation, biological process: IRE1-mediated unfolded protein response; protein phosphorylation; intrinsic apoptotic signaling pathway in response to endoplasmic reticulum stress. Gene Ontology annotation, cellular component: IRE1-TRAF2-ASK1 complex. Bases 204 to 2540 code for a protein of 778 amino acids. Gene Ontology annotation, molecular function: ATP binding; protein serine/threonine kinase activity; RNA endonuclease activity. The record is from RefSeq and is a predicted model, not a curated record.
ACCAUUAAGUAUAUGAAGCGUGCUGGUAGAGGAAAAGCUCUGUACUAUUUCUGGCAGAGGUACCGUACCGAUAAGUAAAAUCCCAGGUAUUAUUCUCCCAACGAAUUCAAGUGAUAAUUGUCAAUCUUAAAGGUCUGUAGCAGUAAAAGCAUUUUGAAAUACAGAAGAAGAAAAAACUGUCUGGAGUGCGCGUGUCUGGAGAAAUGCGAAAAGUGCAAAGCAUUGAGUUCGACCCAAAACAGCGACUAGGACGAGGAGGUUUCGGUUCAGUGUUUUACGGUAAAUUUGGAGGAAAGGAAGUUGCCGUGAAAAGAGUUGAAUCAAUCGACACUGAUGAUGAAAGAGAAGAGAAUGCUCUCAAAAAGUUAAAACACCAGAACGUCGUCGAACUCUAUCAUGUUGUAUGCGACGAAGAAUUCAAGUACUUUGCUUUGGAAUUGUGCAAAGCAUCAUUGGAUCAAGUGUUUCUUGAUGAGAGCAAUCCCAAAAAGUACAAAGGACCGCCAUUACCUAAUCAUUUCACAGUAUUAUUGCAGUUGGCAUACGGCCUCGAAUACAUUCAUUCAAAAAAUUUAGUUCAUCGAGAUGUGAAGCCAGAGAAUGUCCUCAUUCACGUUGAUUCCCAUCAUAAAGUAACAAUGAAAUGGGCCGAUUUUGGGCUCUCUAAAACAGUGAACGAACGAGGGACAUGUUCAAUCAGCGAAGUGAAGGGAACAAAGAAUUGGAUGGCACCAGAAUUGCUAAAAGAGGACCGCGGUGGAGAAGAGAGAGGGACCAUCAAAAGCGACAUAUUUGCAGAAGGACUCGUUUUAGGAUAUUUUCUCGCUGAAGGAAUUCAUCCAUUUGGCUCAUUCAGUUCCUCCAAAAUUCCAUCAAACAUUAAAAAAUAUAAACCAGUCAACAUGGAAAGCAUUCAACCUUUAUCUGCUCGUGAAAUCAUUCAAAAAAUGUUGGAAAACAAUCCGGAAAACAGAAUUUCAUCAAACGAAGUCGUCCUUCAACUGAAAACACUGAAAAAAGAGAUGGAAAUCAAAUUAUUCAAAUUAUUGGAAGCAUCAAAUGUAGACUUAGAAGAAAUCAAAGCUCUCAUAGACGAAGGUGUCGAUGUCAAUUGCGUUAAUGAAGAAGGGUCGACACCAUUUCUACAUCUUAUGAAGAGCUGCAACACAAAAACCAAUUUGAAAGAGACUAUGCAGUUUUUAGUCGACAACAAAGUCGAUUUGAACAACAAAGACAAAGAUGAGUGGAGUGCCCUUCAUUUCUUGAGCAUAUUUUACGGAAAUGAAGAUUUAAUUGACUUAAUUCAAAUGUUGGUUCGAAGCAAAAUUGUCGUUGACUGGAAAAACAAUGAAGAGGAGAAUGCUCUUCAUUUAUUGUGCGAACAUUACAAAAAGGACAAUAUAAACGCCAUCAUCAACAUUUUCAUUAACAAUGGAAUAGAUGUCAACAGUUAUACCAAUAACAAAUGGGAUGUCCUUCAUAUUUCAUGCAAACAUUACCAGAGAGAAAAUUUGAUCGACGUAGUUAAACUGCUAAUUGAAAGAGGAAUCGACGUAAAUUUAAAAAACAACUUCGAAGAUACCGCUCUGCAAACACUGUGUCGAAAUUAUCGAUACGGUAAAUGGAUUGGGAUAAUUCAAAGCCUGAUCCAAUGCGGAACGGAUGUCAAAAAUAGAAACAACCAAGGAUGGAAUGCACUACAUGCUUUAUGCCAAGCAAAACAUCAAGAACUUGACUUAAUUGAAGAAAUUCAACUCUUAAUCGACAAUGGAAUUAACGUGAAGUCGAUUAAUGACGGCGGCUGGAAUGCCCUUCAUAUUUUAUGUCAGAAUUACAAAAAAGAAAAUUUAAUUGAAAUUAUUCAAAUUUUUAUCCAAAAUGGAAUUGACAUUAACUCGGCAAAUGACGGCGGCUGGAAUGUCCUUCAUAUUUUAUGCCAGAACUACAAAAAAGAAAAUUUAAUUGAAAUUAUUCGCCUUUUUAUCCAAAACGGAAUUGACAUCAACUCGACUAACGACAGCGGCUGGAAUGCCCUUCAUAUGUUAUGCCAUAAUUACAAGAAAGAAAGCUUAAUUGAAGUUAUUCGCCUUCUAAUUCAAAAUGGAAUUGGCGUCAACUCGGCAAACGACAACGGGUGGAAUGCAUUGCAAAUGUUAAGCCAAAACAACAAAAAUGAAAAUUUGAUUGACAUCAUCCGUCUGUUUAUUCAACAGAAAAUUGACGUCAACUGGAAGAACAAGAAAAGAUGGAAUGUUCUCCAAUUGUUUUGUAAAUACUAUUCCAACGAUAACCUCAUCAACAUUGUCCAACUUCUAAUCGAUAACAAAAUUGAUGUCAAUCACACGGCAAACGAAGGAAAUGCACUUCAUUUACUUUGUAAAUAUUAUCCAAAUGGAAAUAUUAUUGACAUAUUUCAGCUGUUAAUUACCAAAGGAAUAACCGUGAAAUGGAAUGGCGUCGAUCCACGAACUCUAAUCCGUCAAAACCGCAAUCAAGAAAAUAAGGAGAAUAUCAUUCAAUUUCUCAAUCGCAAUAUCUAAACUACCAAAAUAAAAUAAAAUACAUCAUGUGUAACUAGUGAAAUAAACGAGAAAGUGUUCUAAUUGCA